CUUACUUCAGCCGACAAGGUCCGCUGGUCAAUUUUUCCAAACCCACCACAGUUUUACAAUGGUGCCUUGAAUGACCUUUUUUGUCGCUUAUGUACUGACUUCUUCUUACUAAGAUAUUAUCCCUAUUCCCCUGAUAGUACCCAAAAAUGUCCCAGAAAAGAAAGAGAGAUCUGGUCCAGGACCAGGACCAGGAUGACUCGAUCAUUACUCAAGAACAGUCGGACCAAAAAUCCCGAACAGCGGCACCAAAACCCCCUGCGAAGUCGAAGGGACAGUUGAAGCAAGAGAAAUCGGAGAGGAGAUCCAAAAAGCAGAAAAAGUCGACAGAGGAGAAGAAAGAACAAGAACAAGAACCGUCUAAAACUCUCGGCCCGGUCGCUUCUGUGCCCGCCGCAGCUUCGACAGAACCAAGUCCAGGUGAUGCUAAGACGCAAGAGAAGGUAGCAAAGACACGCGAGGAAAGGAAAAGCUCAACAUCUCAGGAGGACGAUGGCGAAAAGAAGACGGCGACUCCUACCCGAUUUAUUGUCUUCGUUGGCAAUCUACCUUUUGAGACCACAUCAGCGCAGAUAAAGGAGCACUUCUCAAAACUCUCACCGACUUCUGUGCGCCACUCGACGGAGAAGAAAACGGGGAAGAGCAAGGGCUUUGCGUUUGUCGAAUUCGACAGCUACGACAAAAUGAAGACAUGUUUGAAACUGUAUCAUCACUCUAUGUUUGAUCCCGCUGGCAAAGACAGAGGAACGGGCGGAGCCGAUGACGGGAGAAAUACCGGAGACCAGCCAUCACAGAGGCGAGAAAAGAAGAGUAAAGGACGAAGGAUAAAUGUGGAACUGACCGCCGGCGGUGGUGGUAAGGGCAAAGACCGGAGGGCUAAGAUCAAGACGAAAAAUGAGAAACUGCAAGAGGAGAGGGAGCGAAGAAGGCUCAAGGAGAAAGCUGAGCGCGAAAAGGCCGGCUCAAACAGAAAGGGGCCGCCCGAGACUGGUGCAAACGCCACCGCUGUGGCAGGCGGCGAGGUCAAGGAUGACCGUGGUGACAUCCAUCCCAGUCGACUGUCUCGUGUGAGGCAUUGAGCGACCGAUAUUUCGCUUCGGGUAGCUACAAAAUGCAAACUUUGCCAUGAAAAAGGCCUGCUGCUGCCGCCGCUGCUGCUCAGGAUAUUGGAUGUGAAUCCCUUCCUAUAUCAACGCCUUCUUCCCGACUAGAUUGCCACUGUAUUAUUCGUAUGCGCAAAAUCAUCCCUCGGCCAA
Messenger RNA from Cladophialophora immunda, 1253 nucleotides. RefSeq lists its product as uncharacterized. Lineage: Eukaryota; Fungi; Ascomycota; Eurotiomycetes; Chaetothyriales; Herpotrichiellaceae. The transcript has a single exon. Bases 147 to 1076 code for a protein of 309 amino acids. Gene Ontology annotation, molecular function: RNA binding. The record is from RefSeq and is a predicted model, not a curated record.